Molecule: messenger RNA, 762 nt
Organism: Penicillium antarcticum
Lineage: Eukaryota; Fungi; Ascomycota; Eurotiomycetes; Eurotiales; Aspergillaceae
Product: NAD(P)-dependent oxidoreductase
Exons: 2
Coding region: 1-762 (253 amino acids)
Source: RefSeq, a predicted model, not a curated record
AUGCGAGUCCUCUUACUCGGAGCAACCGGUAAUCUAGGCUCCCGCCUACUAUCAGCCCUCAUCAAAAGAGGCCACACAGUCUCAGUCUUUGUUCGAAAUCCAUCAAAACUAGCACCAGGCGUUGAAGACAAGCUUUCCAGUAUCGAGUGCGGCGACGCAACAAAGAGUGACGAAAUCAAAGAAGCCGCACUCCGCACCAAGUGCGAUGCUAUUGUCAACUCGGCUGGACUUGCAUCCGUCUCGCCGUGGGGUCGAAGUAACCUGCCUGAGGUCGUUGAGGCGGUUCUUCGCGCUGCGGAGGAGAUCGGACGUGAGCGUGGGCAUCCUUUAAGGGUUUGGUUGCUUGCUGGUCAGGGGAUUUUGGAUAUUCCUACUCAGAAGUAUAUGCUUGUGGAUUAUAUUCACAUCUUCCCUGAACACAGGUUGACAUGGAAGAAAGUUCAGGCCGUGUCGCGCGAGGCUGUUGCUUGGUCUGUCCUUUGCCCUGGAAUAAUGAACCCCUCGAGUCCGGUCACAUAUCCACUUGCAGAAGCUGCGUCUGCAGAAAAUUUGUUAGUCUCUGCUCGUGUGCCACCUGAAUGGUCGCUCAAGUUUCUUGGUGUUCCGUUGAUUGGAGGUUAUUUGAAUCUCUUGAGCCAGGCGUUGAGUUAUGGACCGACGACGCUUGAGGAUAAUGCUGAUCUCAUUGCGAGUGACCUGUUAGAGGGAAUGGAUAGCCCGUGGGUCUAUCAAAAGGUUGGCGUUAAGGAGCGGAAGAAGUGA